Messenger RNA from Plutella xylostella (diamondback moth), 1497 nucleotides. RefSeq lists its product as uncharacterized. The record is from RefSeq and is a predicted model, not a curated record. Gene Ontology annotation, molecular function: DNA binding. NCBI's taxonomy places the organism in Eukaryota, Metazoa, Arthropoda, Insecta, Lepidoptera, Plutellidae.
UAGAUGACGCGCGCAUCGGACGCCGCGGCAACGUAGCGCGCAACUCCGCCCGCCGAUCGAACGACGCGCUAGUCUACCGCCGACUCUCGGCUGCGUCAAAACAGUUUCACUCAACCGUCGCCGCGGCCAUGUUCGACACGGAACAGUUCAUUCUAGAAGUACAGGCCAGAGAUUGCUUAUGGACAGCCAAAGAAAAAGGGCAUGCAGGCAGACCGAAGCGACAGAAGGCGUGGUUGGAGAUCGCAGAGGUGCUCUAUGCGAAUGAGUGGCACUCAUUAACUAUUAGGCGCAGACAAGAAACCGUGGAUGACCUGCAAAAGAAAUGGAAGCACCUUCGAGACUACUUCAUACGGGAGAGGAAGCGCCGCAAGGACCGGGCUCCCUCGGACGCGGGAGGAAAGCGGAGGAGAACCAAAUUCCUGGACAUGCUGUGGUUCCUCGAAAUGGCCAAAGAAGGCACCGACGAAGAUGACAAGAUAGAUGUGGAAGAAGUAGAGGCCGAAGGAGCCAUCGCGUCACCAGCGCCCCCCAUCGCCUCCCAACCUAGAGAAUACAUAGAGAUUGAACCUUUCUGCGACUCUCAACCGAGACGGAUGGUCCCAACUGACGCUGACACUGACACAGAUAGAUGCUUCCUGCUCUCGCUACAGGGGUACAUGGGAAUGAUGAGCGAGACGCAAAACUUUCAGUUUCGUAUGCAAGUGAUGGAGCUGGUCAGAGGGAUAGUGUUCCAUGAUCCGGAUAGUAUCACUUCUGACCCUUUCAGUUGUAAAGAGGAACAGAAGAAUUAAGUGAAUGGUGUAAACAGCGAUUAAGCGCUGACUGUGGUUCCGAGGGUCCCGGGUUUGAUACCCGGCUGGGGCAGAUAUUUUAUUAAAUAUUUAUUUUAGUUUCUUAGAUAGGUAUGAGUGAAGGAGAGCACCAGGCCCUCUGUUACAUUGAAAGUAACAUAGCGCUGGAAAAAGUGGGUAGUUAGGUAGGUACGCCUCGCAUCUCCCUACUGUUUAGGUACUUGAUGUGUUGUAACGUUGUAAGUACCAUAAAUAAAUAUAGUUACACAUUUGUUCAAGCGGUUUGUUAAUAAUGUGUCAUGGAUUAUGUUAUCUUAUGGUAGUUAGUUGUGAGUUCAGGGCGCCAUCCAUUACUCCAAAUACAUUUUACAAUAAGGAAAGUUCUACCUUGGACGCUCUAACUUUGCCGAUAGACAUCUACAUAGCUACGAUACUUCAGAUAUAACGUAGGUACCUAACUACCUACCUACAUCACUUUCAUUGCUCAUAAAUAUGUCUAUUAAAAUCCACUUUCAUUAAAAACGAGUGUUUUAUUCAAUAGAACGGUCAGAAAAUGGCUAAUUCAGUGUCUGUCUGAAUGGUGGAUGGAGUACAGAAAUAGUUGGUUUCUGAACGUACAUAAGAUUGAUAUGGAACGUGGACGGCUGGCGAGUCUGACACGGCAAUCAGACUAAUGGCUGCACAUCAGAUAAAGUUACUGAAUCAG